UGAAUGUGGAAUGCGCGAAUGUGAAUGUUUGCAUGAACCGACCGAUGGUGUCGCAGGAAUUGUGAAUUUGAUACUGGUCAUUGGCAUAUUGCCAGUACUUGCUAUAGUUGGAGUGUUGUUAAACUUCUUGAAUAUUAUCGUUUUUGCCUCUCAGCGGAAUACAGCCGCAAAGUACCUGACGGCGCUUAGUUGCAGUGACGUCGGUAAGUCAUUUGAAUUUUAUUAAGC
Strongylus vulgaris is the source of this 228-nucleotide messenger RNA. NCBI's taxonomy places the organism in Eukaryota, Metazoa, Nematoda, Chromadorea, Rhabditida, Strongylidae. The record is from the annotation of a GenBank genome assembly.